CGUCGUGAUCACUUUGGUUCAGAAUGAAAUGGUAUUGGAACCGUCAUUCUUCCAAGCCUAGGACGACUUACUGUUUCUUUUGUCCACAGAAAACUCUAAUAGACCCCCAUUCUCUUAUUUGUCCAGUUUGUGAACAAUAUAAUGGAGUGGAAGACAACCAACCUCCCCCACAACAACCGAAGCACUCCUCUUCUCCAAAGCGCUUUUGUGUUCCUUUACGACAAACCCAACAUUCAUUCCGGAAUUUUCUAUGUUGGGAGUGUUAUCAGAAACAAGAACUAUGGAGAAAAGCUAUCGCUAAUAUCCAUAGUUGCUCUGAUGACCAACCAUCUGAUGAUAUGCAAUUGACUCGAUACGAGAAAAGAGAAUUGGAAAGAAUUGAACAAAGCUAUGACUUGUGUCAGUUUUGUAAAGCUACUGUGCAACAACGUUUAUCGUGGAUGGACCAAAAACUAUCCAGUCAGUGGUAUCUCAACUUUCAUAUGUCUCGUUGUUCCAUUUCUCGAACAACUCAUAGUAAAAGAGAGAAUAGGAGAGAAUCGUGCCUUCUAUGGUUGAAUAAUCUGAUAGCAUUAGUUCUUUUUAUGAUUGGGUAUAUCUUAUCUAGUCAGUUAUAUAUGAGUAGCAGUAUUCUAUUCCGGCUAGUUCCUUGGCUCAUCAUGGAUAGUAUCUACAAGUGGCUAUAUUGUCCAUUAUUAUAUCCUUAUUUAUUUUGUGGUUAUUGUAUAUUAUCAAGUAUUUUGUUGUAUAAGAAAUGGUUAUGGUACAAUAGGACAAGUUGGUGGAUAUAUGAAAUAGGGAUAGGUGGACUUUACUUGUUACUUUUAUGGAAAAGAAGAAACACGAGUACAAAGAAACAAUCAUUCUUAUCACAGUCUUGGAGUCAUUCUUCUUCAUCAGAUACUCUUCUUUUGACUGAUAGAUUGUAUCCAUUACCUCAAGCUAUAUCAACAUUAUCUUUGGAAGAUAAUAACUUGUCAUCUUUGGAUACUCUUCAAGGAAAUAGCAAUGGUCAUUCAACUCGUUUUUCUAUUCGUUUCAAUUCUUUUUAUCAAAGAUGGAAGAAUAGGUUUUCCUAUUCUAAGAAAAAUAUUUUGGUAUUCUUAUUUUUGGUAAUACGAAUACUUGGUUGGAUAUCUCUUCCUAGUAGUAGUAUUCAUAUAGAAUUAUGUUUGAAUGUAACCAGUUGGAUCAUCUUCAUUCUGAUAGGGCUUUAUCCAUGUUCUCAAUGUAUUCAUAUUUAUCAACAAAUAGCGCAUCAAACAUCUUAUCAUCCAUUUGAUAGUAAGCUCUAUCAACAAUGGAAACAUCCAUUGUGCAACUCACUCCUUUUGUAUGGUUUACAAAGUAUCUCGAUGGCCUAUUUCAUGAUGAAUAUGUUUUGGAGAGAUAUAUCUCCAUGGGUUGAGACUAUAUCUCAAAGUGUAUUUUGGUUACAUUUGAAUACUUAUUUCAAACAAUUGGUUUAUUUUUUGUUACAAGAAUAUGAUAUUCUUUUGAGUAUUGUGCGGGUUAAUGCAUUUAUGAAAUCGAAGCUAUUACAAGUAAGUUGGCAUGAGAAGCAGCCUAUAUGGAGUAUAGAUAUAAGUCCUUGUACUGGUCGUUUAUUAACUACAGGUAGUGAUAGAGUGGGUCGUUUAUGGCUAUUUACUAUUCAAGACUCACUUGAAUACAACUUGCAGUGGAUAGGUGACUUGAAAGGACACGAUAGUACUGUGAACGUGGGUCGUUUCAAUCCCAAAGGAAAUAAAGGAAGAUAUGACGAAGACUUGAUAGCAACAGGAAGUGAUGGUGGUACUAUUGUAUUAUGGGAAAGGGUGACAGAAGACUCCCUUAUUGUGGACCAUAAAAUAGAAGAAACUUUAGAACGUUGGAGAAUCCACCAUAUUUUAAGAAAGCACUUGGAAGAUGUUUUGGAUCUUCAGUGGAGUUGUUGUGGUAGAUAUUUGAUAUCUGGCUCAGUUGAUAACAAAGUGAUCAUAUGGGAUAUCUAUCAUUGGAAUGCCACUCGAGUGUUGGAAGGUCAUCAUCAUUUUGUACAAGGAGUAGCUGUAGACCCAUUGGGAGAAUAUUUCUCUAGUCAAAGUGCUGAUCGAAGUGUGAGAAUAUAUCAAAAAACAAAGAAUAAGAAUGGUUCCUUUUCUUUUCCUUGUAAGAAAAGUAUUGGGAAGAUAGAAAAUGAAGAUUGUCUUUCUUCAUCACUCUUUUUGAGACAACAUCUUUUCUUGGAUGAUAGUCAUCGUUGUAUGUUUCGUCGUAUGGAUUGGUCUCCUGAUGGUUCCUUUUUGAUUUGUCCUGCAGCACAAAAUAACGAUUUACAACAACAACAACAACAAGAAAAAAAAGGAUAUGAUAAACCUUAUGCAGCUUUAUUAUUUGCCAGAGGAUAUUGGGAAGCACCUAUUUUUCAGUUUCUAGGAUAUGACCAACCUGCUAUGAUAGUAAAAGUAUGUCCUUUAUUAUGGGAAAGAACAUACAGAAUGGAGAAAGAUGACACAAUUCAAUUGCCUUAUUAUAUUAUUUUUGCUAUUGCUACUUUGGAUACCGUUUUUCUAUACAAUAUCGAUGAACCAUUUCCUAUUGGAUAUGUCAAAGGAAUGCAUUGGCAGCCUAUUACCGAUCUUUGUUGGUCUCAAGAUGGCCAUUAUUUAUUGGUUUGUUCAAUGGAUGGUUAUCUUUCGGUUAUCUAUUUUGAGUCGGAUGAAUUGGGAAAAGUGUUGGAUAUGACUACACAUCCAACAAAACUUGAGAAUCAAAAGCAACCACCCAAAAAUAGAAUAUCCAACACAAGAUAUAUUACUCAAUGGAUAACAUCUCAACCCAAACGUAUGAAAACAAAAUAAAAAGAAUCUUCAAUCAUCCUCUAUAAUACGGUUGAGGGAAACAUUCAUCAGUUGUUGUUGCCAUGUUUUCUUAGCUAUUCGAGUAAUCACAUAAACUAUCAAAGUAGAAAUAAUCAGACCCAUCAUCAACUCAUACCAUCGAUGUUGAUGCCAAG
Messenger RNA from Galdieria sulphuraria, 2998 nucleotides. RefSeq names its product chromatin assembly factor 1 subunit B. Gene Ontology annotation, molecular function: protein binding. NCBI's taxonomy places the organism in Eukaryota, Rhodophyta, Bangiophyceae, Galdieriales, Galdieriaceae. Bases 24 to 2843 code for a protein of 939 amino acids. The record is from RefSeq and is a predicted model, not a curated record. Gene Ontology annotation, biological process: nucleosome assembly; DNA replication-dependent chromatin assembly. Gene Ontology annotation, cellular component: nucleus; CAF-1 complex. The transcript has 2 exons.